ACACACACACGACACUUAGGGGGGAUCCUACAGAUGUGGGCUUGAAGCCUCAUUUGGUGGCCCCUCAAAGGGCUGGGAGCGGGCAGCUCUGCUCCGCUGGCUCCUACCCCGAGUGGCUCCUGGGACGGUAGCCUGUCCGGGCUUGAGAGGCGCGGGCAGGGUUGGCUUCUGUUAGUUUUACAGACCAAAGGUCGUUUACUUUGGCAUUUUUAACAAAGGUUUAAAAGUCUCUGGAAUUUGCCAGUCAGGCUGGUCUCCCGGAUCAAGCAGCGUGUACUUUCUCCUCAGCGCAGAGCCAGGAACGGCGGGCGGCAUGAAAGCGUCCCCAGGGCUGCUUUCUCCUUGAAGUAACAAAAGGGAAGACGCACGAGGAAAAACACCCACAUGGAAUCAAACACUGCAGAAAGCAAACUUCACGCGGCAGGAUGUUAGCACAGAAGGGAAACGGGAGGAUAGGUUAAAGCCGUGUGAAGUGCAGAGAGUUCUGAAGGGAAAGCUCUUAAGCUAUUUUUAGCUGCAAAAAUGCUAUAAAUCCUGUUAUCCCAUUACACUCCAGCAGAUCAAAUUAUUUGCCUUUCUCUCCUUUUACCACCACUAAUUUUUUCUGUUUGAUUAAAUGAGAGCGGGCCUCAGAGGCAGCUGACAUCAAUGGAGAGGCCUGCUUUGGGGGUGCACAGGGCCUCCCUGGGUCUGUUCUUCUCUUCCACACGUCUGUCACUAGCAGUGACAUGUCGAAGCCACGCAUCGGCUUAGCACCCUUUCUCCAGGAUCCAUGGGUAAUUCGUAAGUCCUGAACUAAAGCUCCUGGCCAGUAUCGUUUUGUGGGACCAGCACAUGUUGCGUGGAGAAAUGCAGCGAUGGCCUGGUCCCCACGUCUGCUAAGAGGCCUUCGGGAGAGCACACAAUCGGGUAUCUGCCUCUGCCUUUCGGACCUGGCCUUCCCUCAAGGCCAUAUGCAGAAUCUCCAGCUGCCCUAGGAGCUCGGGAAUCUGUAUUUUAAUUGCUUUCUAAGUACUUCUGCUGCCCAGCGGGAUUUGGGAACCACGGCCUGAAUCAGUCAUGUCCCAUCAGUGGUAACUUGUGCAGAGCUCAGGUGUGGGCUGGUGUGUGGCCGGUGGGGAAGGGGAGUCUUUCCAACCUGGAUGCUUGUUACUGUCGGCAGCGUGGUGAGCGUGCUGUGUGGCUCAGGGCCGAAGCCCGUCUCUGGGCAUCUCACCUGUCUGGAAAGCAUCGCAAGACAGGGCCCAGAGCCCUUCACGCUGAGCUCCCGAGGAAGGUGGAGAGCUCGCCCCGACUCUUACCUCACCCACGUGGAGGUUGUCACCUGCCCUCAGGUGCUCGAGCUUGGAGAAGUGCUGCGAGAAACAGGAACUGUGGCUGCCAAGAGAGGCAGAUAACGCCCAGGGACCAGAGAAAGGGCAGAAAAAUGAGAGAAAGUGACAGAAGAACCCAGGAGGUUUGGCAUUCCAUGGGCCACUUGACUCCGAGGUCCUUAGUCUGCCCUCCUGGGAUUGAAUUCCUUGACUCCUCAGGAAGACUUGCAGUUGUGUUCACUUUGCUCAGCCAGGGAACACAGGGCAUAUGAGACCCUGUGGUCAUUGCUCCUUCCAGAAUGGUUGGAAUAGGAGAGCUUUCUGGUGCAGCUGGUUUGAGAAGGGUGUUGUCCUGCACAGCCGGGCUGCACCAGGACUGAGCAGAGAGCCCCCAGCCUCCCUCUCUCAGGUGGGCUCGCCAGCCCCAGGGCUUCUCGUGGGGGGCUUUGUCAUUUGGGCGUGUCCUGUGGGUGUCACAGCACCCAUUUGACACAGCUCCACAUGCAUUUUCUGAUAUUUUUGCACCCCGUGGUGGUGGUUCCAGUCGUCAGUGGUAAAUUAAACGUGACGUGACUGUUGGCUCCAGUAGCUCUUCCUGGCAUGCCCUCUUAGGGAGCCCUGUCACCGUGCUAAAGGGCAGCUGUAUGUUCAACCAGCCAGUCCUUUCCAUUUUAUUCUGUGUACUGCCUUGUAAGAAUACCAGGGGCCUUGUCUUGUACAAUACUGGGACCCAGUAAAACAAAAUUUUCAAACAUGUCUGAAACGCCAAUUUGGAAGUCUAGGGACUAUCAGGAUGUAUCGGUGAGGUAUAGCUAAGCCCAGAAUGCUGUUCUUUGUAGGCCAUCUGGACAUCUACCUUGGCUACAAAAGGGGGCAAUGGGUCAGAGUUACCCAAUGUCCAUGGAAGGUUCUUUGGCAUCAGCUGCUGUGACAGAGGACAGCCUCCAGGGCCUAGGGCAGUGCAUGUGGCCCUGCCAGGAUCACUGGCCACCUGGCUCCAGACGGUAGGGAAGGCUGGGCAGGACGGGGAAAAAUCCAGAGGACUGUCCCAGGAGCUCUGUGAGCAGCCUGGAGCAAGGAAGGCAGCGUUCCCUGAUAUUUAUGCCUAAUCAAGAAUUUGACAGACUAACAGGAUACUGGGUCACCCACAACCGGAUGGGCGCACUUUGGAGACAGCUGAGGACCUAGAAAACCAGCAGUUCAUGUUUCCAGCAUUGGACAAGGACAUGAGCAAGAUGUGCAGUGACAAGCUGGAGAAGAAUAGCUUUCUCUGUCAAACCCAAGAGAGAAGAGGAGGCAUAGAGAGAUUUGGGUACUUCAUUUCUUCUUCAGAAGGAGCACCUGGUUUUAGCCAGCCACGGAAAUGGCCCUGUGUGGUACAUUAGGCUCUGUAAGAACAGACACCUUCCAUUAUCUGCCAACAGAAUCAAGGAAAAACUGCAUAGAAAAUCUAAUGGAUGAAGAUGAGAAAGACAGAGCAAAGAGAGCUUCUCGAAACAAGUCUGAGAAGAAGCGUCGGGACCAGUUCAAUGUUCUCAUCAAAGAGCUCAGCUCCAUGCUCCCUGGCAACACUCGGAAAAUGGACAAAACCACCGUGUUGGAAAAGGUCAUCGGAUUUCUGCAGAAACACAAUGAAGUCUCAGCACAAACGGAAAUCUGUGACAUUCAGCAAGACUGGAAGCCUUCAUUCCUCAGUAAUGAAGAAUUCACCCAGCUGAUGUUGGAGGCAUUAGAUGGCUUCAUUAUCGCAGUGACAACAGACGGCAGCAUCAUCUAUGUUUCUGACAGUAUCACGCCUCUCCUUGGGCAUUUACCGUCAGAUGUCAUGGAUCAGAAUUUGUUAAAUUUCCUUCCAGAACAAGAACAUUCAGAAGUUUAUAAAAUGCUUUCUUCCCACAUGCUUGUGUCGGAUUCCCCCUCCCCUGAAUACUUAAAAUCUGACAACGAUUUAGAGUUUUAUUGCCAUCUUCUCAGAGGCAGCUUGAACCCAAAGGAAUUUCCAACUUAUGAAUACAUAAAAUUUGUAGGAAAUUUUCGCUGUUACAACAAUGUGCCUAGCCCCUCCUGUAACGGCUUCGACAGCACCCUUUCGAGACCUUGCCGGGUGCCGCCAGGAAAGGAGGUCUGCUUCAUCGCCACCGUGCGCCUGGCAACACCGCAGUUCUUAAAGGAAAUGUGCAUAGUUGACGAACCUUUAGAGGAAUUCACUUCAAGGCAUAGCUUGGAAUGGAAAUUUUUAUUUCUGGAUCACAGAGCCCCUCCAAUCAUAGGAUACCUGCCCUUCGAAGUGCUGGGGACCUCGGGCUAUGACUACUACCACAUCGAUGACCUGGAGCUCCUGGCCAGGUGCCACCAGCACUUGAUGCAGUUUGGCAAAGGGAAGUCGUGUUGCUACCGGUUCCUGACCAAAGGCCAGCAGUGGAUCUGGCUGCAGACUCACUACUACAUCACCUACCACCAGUGGAACUCCAAGCCCGAGUUCAUCGUGUGCACACACUCGGUGGUCAGUUACGCGGACGUCCGGGUGGAGAGGAGGCAGGAGCUGGCGUUGGAAGACCCGCCGUCCGAGGCCAUCCACCCCUCAGCACUAAAGGACAAGGGCUCAGGCCUGGAACCUCAGCAGCACUUUAACCCACUUGACGUGGGCACCUCCGUCAACGCCAGCCAUUCACCGUCGGCGUCCUCAAGGAGUUCCCACAAGUCCUCGCACACAGCCCCGUCUGAACCCACCUCCACUCCGACCAAGCUGAUGGCUGAGGCCAGCACCCCGGCUUUGCCAAGAUCGGCCACCCUGCCCCAAGAGUUACCCAUGCCCGGGCUCAGCCAGGCAGCCACGAUGCCGGCUCCUCUGCCUUCCCCGUCGACCUGUGACCUCACACAGCAGCUGCUGCCCCAGACCAUCCUGCAGAGCCCGCCUGCUCCCAUGGCACAGUUUUCGGCACAGUUCAGCAUGUUCCAGACCAUCCGAGACCAGCUGGAGCAGCGGACGCGGGUCCUGCAGGCCAGCAUCCGGUGGCAGCAGGAAGAGCUCCACAAGAUCCAGGAGCAGCUCUGCCUGGUCCAGGACUCCAACGUCCAGAUGUUUUUGCAGCAGCCAGCUGUAUCCCUGAGUUUCAGCAGCACCCAGCGGCCCGAGGCUCAGCAGCAGCUACAGCAAAGGUCGGCUGCAGUGACCCAUCCCCCGCUCGGGGCAGGCCCCCAACUUCCAGGGCAGAUCACCUCUGCCCAGGUCACAAGCCAGCACCUGCUCAGAGAAUCGAGCGUGAUAUCAACCCAGGGUCCAAAGCCAAUGAGGAGCUCACAGGUGCUGCAGGGCGGUGGCCGCUCCGUGAGCAGCUUGGCGUCGCAGUUCAGCAGUGCCGCUGCUGUGCUCCCGCCCAGUCUGAAUCUCACCACACCUGCCUCCACCUCCCAGGACGCCAACCAGUGCCAGCCCAGCCCGGACUUCAGCCAUGAUCGGCAGCUCAGGCUGUUGCUGAGUCAGCCCAUCCAGCCCAUGAUGCCUGGGUCCUGCGACGGGAGGCAGCCCUCGGAGGUCAGCAGGACGGGACGGCAAGUCAAGUAUGCCCAGAGCCAGACCGUGUUUCAGACUCCGGACGUGCACCCCGCCAGCAGCAGCAGCAGCGCCCCGACGCCCAUCCUGCUGACAGGGCAGGCGGUGCUGCACCCCAGCUUCCCCGCCUCCCAGCCGCCAGCGCAGCACUACCUGCAGGUACAGGCACCAACCUCUUUGCACAGUGAGCAGCAGGACUCGCUGCUUCUCUCCACCUUCUCACAACAGCCAGGGACCCUGGGCUAUCCCCCGCCACCCCCAGCGCCACCCCAAGCCCCGCGCCCUCCCAGAAGGGUCAGCAGUCUGUCCGAGUCGUCAGGCCUACAGCAGCCUCCCCGGUAGUCCCCUGGCACUGAAGUUGGGACACAAUCAGCUUUAACCAAUGGACAAGGGGGGGUGGCCACAGGAGAUGGGGACAGGAGUCUGAACUAAACCCUUGGCUUUUGUGCACGCUGCGUACAUUUCAAAACUCCUGGGUGGUAACCAUCUCUGGAGUGCAGUGGCUGGCGCAGGGGACAACGAUCAGGAAUACUGGCCGUGUUUCCCUUGCCUCCGAGGUUCUCGGGCACACUCUACAGCCAUACUGGAUGGGAACCAAGUGGCCAGUGCAGGUAUCGAUACUCCGUGUACCUUCAGAGGUGGCGCAUCACGCUGUCCCCAAGAGUGCACUGGUGACUCUAGCCAACGGUGGCCCGUCCGUCCGCGCUAGCUGGCCUUCACUCUCUUGAUCGUCUUUCCUUUUGUAUUGGAGAAGGAUUGGGUCAGAGAUCUGUUGGAGAGGGAAUAAAGAGAUUAUUUUUCAUUAUUUUUAAAUGGUUGUUUUUGUUUUAAUUUGCACAGCUGCACAGAGGAAAUAACUUAGGCACUUUCCGUUUUUAAAAAUCAUAAGGUCUCAUGACUUCAUUUGGGGACCACAGUAACAAAAACAGCCCACCAAUCAGAUAGAAAAGCUGGUCACUAACCAAGCUACACAUUCACACCCUCUGGCCUAAGCCCUACGGGAUGAGGCUUUUCACCCCAUGCUGUAUGGGCAGUGAUUUUUUUUCCCCCCCUAAAUAUAACACUGGACUAUUUCCUGUUUACUUCAUUGAUUGCAACUACAGAGGUGGACUCAAAGCAAAGCACAAUCAUGCCAGCUGACAUUCCAGAAUUCUGUUGAGAACUCUGAGACUUAGGAGGGGAGAGUUUUCACAAGCCAGACAGGCCUGGGGGGCGCCAGUCCCCAAGGAAACCCUGCCAUGUGCAGGCCCUUUGAGUGAGAAUGCUGCAUCUUUCUACAUAUCUUUCAUGAGAAUACUGAGAAUUGGAUUUUCCUUUUCAAAAUGCACUUUGCUUUUUUUGUAUGUUUUGUUAUGUUGAGAUGUUUCUAAAGAAAAGAUUUUAUGUAAUUAUAAGAUGAAGCGCAGUGAAUUGUACAGCUGUUGUAAUAAUGACCUAUUUCUAUAUAAAAUAAAAUUGUAUGGAUUAUGUGUAAAUUAUUUUGUAUCUGAGACACCAGUUCCUUUCCCAAAUAUAAAAGUAUAAAAGUUUUCUUGUGUUUUUCUGUGAGUGGAAAUUUUGUAAUAAAUUAACAAAUUUGUACAA
Messenger RNA from Microcebus murinus (gray mouse lemur), 6450 nucleotides. Lineage: Eukaryota; Metazoa; Chordata; Mammalia; Primates; Cheirogaleidae. The record is from RefSeq and is a predicted model, not a curated record.